CGAGGGCUGGUCGUCUUGUUGCACGCUGCUUCCUCACCUUGUCUGCAAAGGAGGCCAGCGCUUGCUGCAGUUCCGUAUUUUAGUUUGGUGGUGUUGACAAUCAGCUCAUCACCAGGCCAAUUUCUAGAACAAAGCAGCUGUACGCGUGAAGUUGUGCUGUCGGUUUGAAAUCAUUUUGUGCGUUCUAACUCAGCCCUUUGAAAAUCUCGCAGUGUCGAACUGUGAAACCAGAAUCGGUCCUUACCCGACCACCUUCUCUGAAGUUUGGCGAUUGAAGAGACGUUCAGAUUUGCCGGAAUGGAUUCCCAGCGCUUAAAGGUGGCCUCGCUUUUCUUAAUAGCGAUGGUGGCAUCACCGAUUGCUCAAGCAGCACCAGCAUUUGUGGCUGCUCCUGAGUUUGAAAUCACAGACGAGGAACAAGUGGUACUCCAACGGCAAGAACGACAAGCCGGUUCUGGUGGUGGAUCUGGGUAUUCCAGCUACGUUGUGAGCGACGAUGAGGACUAUCCAAUAGAAAUGACGCCAACACGUGUCUACAACCCUAGGCCUGGACGUGUUUACAUCCCAGACAUACACAGUUUCCACGUGGAGGCCUCCAUCACGGCUCGUUUCGCCAACACGCUCAUCAACAGCAAAUUGGUCAAUGACAAGGAGUUCCCGCAAGAGGCAACCUUCGCCGUCACUCUGCCCUCAGAGGCUUUCAUCAGCAAAUUUGUCAUGGUGAUUGACGAUGUCGCUUACGAAGCCGAGGUGAAAGAGAAGGAAACGGCGCAGAGAGAAUACAAUGCGGCGAAGGAACGAGGCCAGACAGCCGGACAGGUCAAACAACAUGAGACCAGACCCAACACGUUCAGAGUCUCCGUUAACGUUGCAUCUUACUCGGCCGUGGUGUUCAACCUCACCUACCAGGAACUCUUGCAGCGUCGACACAGUAUCAUCGAAUACCGGCUUAACAUCAAUCCUGGACAGGUGGUGAGAAGCCUGAACGUUGACGUUCACAUCACGGAACCGCAGGGCCUGCAGGAGAUGGACGCCAUGUGGCUGUCCACAUUCAAUGACGUCAUCUCACCGCUACAGGAUGUGGUCUACUUGGACAAGAUGUCCCAGAAUCGAGCCCAUAUCAAGUUCCACCCUUCGAAGGACCAGCAAAAGAUGGAGCGUGCUAAUGGAAUCAUUGGCAACCUGUUGGUCCAGUACGAUAUCUUGCAUGAUCUGAGCGCCGGGAACCUGCAGGUGAUGAAUGGAUACUUUGUGCAUUACUUCUCCCCGGAGGGGCUGACGCCGGCCCCCAAAAAUGUCGUCUUCGUCAUCGACGUCAGCGGCUCGAUGUGGGGCACCAAGAUGGAACAAACGAAGGAAGCGAUGAGAACAAUCCUGGCCGACAUCCGAGAGGGAGAUAGACUUAACAUUGUGACUUUCGAGACUUCUGUUGAUGUGUGGCGGCAUGAGGGGAUGGUUGACAGAACGGACGAAACCGUACAGCAGGCCCUGCAGUUUGUUGAGUGGCUGGGCGCGGGCGGCGGUACUGACCUGCACGGUGGUCUGAUGAGGGCCGUGGAUCUGCUCUAUACAUCCGCCUCAGGGGAUAGGCAAGACCAGCGAGAGGCAUACUCCAUGAUGAUAAUGCUGACAGACGCAGAUCUCACCUCAGAGACCAAAGACAAGAUUCGUGAUGACGUAAAGGAGGCAAUCGCCGGCCAGUUCUCUCUCUUCUGUUUGGGCUUUGGCCAUGAUUUAGACCUCGACUUUCUGGACAACCUGGCCUCGGAGAACCAGGGCGUGGCCCGCAAGAUUUACGCCGACGGCAGCGCCUCCCUGCAGCUCAAGGGCUUUUACGACGAGGUGGCCACCCCGCUGCUCUUCAACAUCAACAUCGAGUACAGCCACGUGAACUCCACCACGCAGACUAACUUCCUCAGCUACUUCGAGGGGACGGAGAUCAUUGUGGCCGGCCAGCUGUCCAAUGAACUCACGUUACAGGAGAGCGGACUCACGGAGUUGAUGGCUACGGUGUCAGCCAAUGCCAUGGACACCUUUAUCCAGCUAGAGACCAUGGUCGAUAUACAGGCUCCUGCUUCAGCCGUGCUUAACCGCCACGCUGUGGACGAUUUUUGUCAGCGUUUGUGGGCCUACCUGACUAUCAAGUCGCUCCUCAAAGCCAGGAAGAUCUCGCGAGAUCGCCAGGAAAAGGAGGACUUAAAAGCUAGAGCUUUGGACCUGUCCCUGAGGUAUCACUUCGUCACUCCGCUGACGUCUCUCCUGGUUGUGCGUCCGGAAGAGAUCGACCAGGUCCCCUCUCCACUGGAAGGCGAAGCUGGUGACACUCUUACCUCUUCUAGUCAGUCCGUCAGUAGACCACAGUCCUUACCUUCAAACCAACACGCAGGAGCUAGCGCUAGUAAUCAAGGCCAUUCUCCUGGAAGCAGCGGUGGGCAUGGAGGUGGUGGCGGAGGAUAUGCGGAUAGUGACCCUCAUUUCGUGGUGCAUGUCCCGACGAGUGACGUCACCGUAUGUUUCGACAUCUUGGGCCAAGCUGGCGAAGUGUUCAAUCUCCUGACGGAUGCACAAUUGGGUAUUCAGGUGAUGGGCUUUAUAGUGGCAGCACCCAAACCUGUCCCGGGCACCGACCGCAUCCGCACGUACUUCGGCCGCAUCGGGAUACGUCUCGGACGGCACACCGUCAAACUCUCCACGAGCGACGUCACCUUGGAUGGAAACAUGGUGCUGUCCUGGAAAAAUUCCGUCACGGUUGAAAGAGGUGACUGGUCAUUGGCUGUCCACAACAAAGAAGCCGUGCUUACCAGGAAUGACGGGGCUAUAAGCCUAGCCAUCAUGCUACACCGUAUGAACCCAGACAUUGCGUUCAAAGUGGACCAUUUGGGCUUCUACAUUUUCAACCACGAAGGCUUUAGUGGGGAGGUCCAUGGACUGAUAGGGCAAUUCCAGCGUAGGCAGAUCCAGGUCAAGCCGCAGAGCGAGCCGAAGGACGGCGUGGUGGCGGAGCUCACUGUCAUGGACCGACGGGUGGAUGUGGUCCAGCGAUCCCGGCUGAACAAUCUGGUGGGCCGUAAGCAGCCUUGCUGGUACGUGAAAGAUAAUGCCCACGGUCUCAUCGACGGUCCACACACCGAUUACUUGCUGCCUCCAGAGAUGAUGCCGUAAGACAAGAUCAGCGUUUUUUCAUACUGAAUGCUGUAACUGCUGUUUUCGAGGAAAGCUCAAAAUCUGAACUUUUAUAAUGGUCUUUUGUACUAGCGGCUUCUAAUAUCCUUGUAUGCCUAAUGAUAGUAAGAUUUAGGACUUCGUGCGUUAGUUUGACAAACGUAACAGUACCGUAAGUUUAAUUAUUAGUCAAAGGACCAAAACACCAAAUCGACGUUAGUGUAUCCUUUAUAUACUCAAACAUUUAGCAUUCCAUUCACUUUAUGUCGUUGAGUUUUCUUUGUUUAUAAUGGCGUGACGUCUCUGGCGAAGUUUGAGCAAAAGAAUUUGGCAGAGUUUUAGCUCCGGAAUACUUUCGGUUGUUUCCCAUUCUGCUUUCUCUAUUAUUUGUUGCACUUCCAUUUAAGCUAUUUCCAUAAACCUGAAUUCUUGCCAAGCCUGUUUUUCUCUCUUUACCAAUCGUUGUUACAGAAUUCCCUGACACAUUUUGAUCCCUAUAUAAUAUAAUAUAAAUGCUACAGUAUCCAAAAUAAUCAUGCAUAAUAUGCGCUUUUGAUAAUAAAUACGAUAUUAAUUUACCUCACACAAUUAACUCCAAGCAGCGUUCAGGGCUACACAUUGUGAAAAACCAAACGAAUAAUGCCCGUUUUUGUAUAACUGUCACUGUGAACAUGUUUGCUUAUCUACAUGUGAUUAAAGGUGCCCACGAUAAAAAUAUGGAAACACACAAAAUAACUUGGAAUGUGGAUUCUGUUCUGACGGUAUACUUUGAAAUGCAUGGCGUUGCCGUACAUGAAGUGUGCAAAUUUGAAUUAACAAAAUGCACCAAAACGCCCAAAUCAGCUCUAGUUAAUUAAUUAAUAAACAGUUUUUCAAUUGAUAAACCGACAGCUUAAUAAUAAAUGUAUCAAACCAAACGAAUUAAACCGA
Messenger RNA from Acanthaster planci (crown-of-thorns starfish), 4092 nucleotides. RefSeq names its product inter-alpha-trypsin inhibitor heavy chain H3-like. The record is from RefSeq and is a predicted model, not a curated record. Gene Ontology annotation, molecular function: serine-type endopeptidase inhibitor activity. Gene Ontology annotation, biological process: hyaluronan metabolic process. NCBI's taxonomy places the organism in Eukaryota, Metazoa, Echinodermata, Asteroidea, Valvatida, Acanthasteridae.